AUGAACUACAAUAUUUGUAGCAUCCCAUCAUGCCACGAAAAGCCUAAAUACAUUUGCGACUGCCAGGCUGAAAAGUUAGUUUUUUGCAAACGACAUAAAAAAUCCCAUUCCAAUUCUAGCCCUUUAACUCACAGGUUUGAAUACCUAUAUCGUGAGCCUGUCAAGCCCAGCCCAGAUAAGCAUUUUGCGAUCUUUUCAAGAAGAAAAAUCAAAAAUAAACAAUAUUAA
Blepharisma stoltei is the source of this 228-nucleotide messenger RNA. Lineage: Eukaryota; Ciliophora; Heterotrichea; Heterotrichida; Blepharismidae. The record is from the annotation of a GenBank genome assembly.